This is a messenger RNA of Cynara cardunculus var. scolymus (artichoke), 2498 nucleotides long. Its product is annotated as protein transport protein SEC23-like. Gene Ontology annotation, molecular function: zinc ion binding; GTPase activator activity. Gene Ontology annotation, biological process: COPII-coated vesicle budding; COPII-coated vesicle cargo loading; intracellular protein transport. NCBI's taxonomy places the organism in Eukaryota, Viridiplantae, Streptophyta, Magnoliopsida, Asterales, Asteraceae. The transcript is spliced from 12 exons. The record is from RefSeq and is a predicted model, not a curated record. Gene Ontology annotation, cellular component: COPII vesicle coat; endoplasmic reticulum exit site. The annotation marks the transcript as partial.
GUCGACUUCUCCGCCCUCAUCUGGAUCUGUCCUUUCUGUUUCCAACGAAACCACUUCCCUCAUCACUUCUCCGGUAUCUCCGAGACCAACGUCCCUGCCGAACUCUACCCUCAWUACACCACCAUCGAAUACGCUUUCCCCARUUCCGAUCUCCACCAUGCGCUCCCUCCACCUGUUUAUUUAUUCGUGCUUGAUACGUGUAUGAUCGAGGAGGAAUUGGCGUUUGCUAGAUCGGCGUUGCAACAGGCGCUUGAAUUCUUGCCGGAUAAUGCGUUGGUAGGGUUUGUUUCGUUUGGGACGCAGGUUCAGGUUCAUGAAUUAGGGUAUGCUGAUAUGUCGAAGGUUUAUGUGUUUCGUGGGUCGAAAGAGAUGACUAAAGAGCAGGUUUUGGAUCAGCUAGGAUUAGGUGGUAUUGCCGGUGGCCGGAGAGUUGGUGGUGCACCAGGGCAGGGGUUUCAGAAAGGGGUUGUUCAAGGUGGGGGGUUUCCAAAUUCUGGGGUUUCUAGGUUCUUAUUGCCUGCUUCUGAUGGUGCAUAUAUUAUCCAAUCUCUUUUGGAGGAAUUGGUCACAGAUCAAUGGCCAGUUGCACCAGGUAAUAGAUCGUUAAGGUGCACUGGUGUAGCACUGAGUGUUGCAGCUGGUUUGCUAGGGGCUUGUAUGCCUGGUACGGGUGCUCGAAUUGUGGCAUUGGUCGGUGGUCCGUGUACCGAAGGCCCUGGUUCGAUUAUAUCAAAAGAUCUCUCAGAUCCGGUACGUUCACAUAAAGAUCUGGAUAAGGAUGCAGCACCAUAUUUUAGGAAGGCAGUUCAAUUUUACGAGGAACUUUCAAAGCAGAUGGUUAGCCAGGGUCAUGUCUUGGACCUUUUUGCUUCCGCACUUGACCAGGUUGGGGUAGCAGAGAUGAAAGUUGUUAUUGAAAGGACUGGCGGCCUUGUUGUUCUAGCUGAAAGUUUUGGUCAUUCCGUUUUCAAGGACUCAUUUAGGCGUGUUUUUGAGAAGGGGGAGGAAUCUCUUGGUCUCUCCCAUAAUGGCAUGCUUGAGAUCAACUGUUCAAAGGACAUUAAAAUUCAAGGGAUCAUUGGAUCUUGCACAUCUUUGGAGAAGAAAGGACCCUCCGUUGCCAGCACAGUGAUUGGACAGGGGAAUACCACAGCUUGGAGGUUGUGUGGACUGGACAAAAAUACUUGCUUGACGGUUUUCUUCGAUAUAUCAUCAAGUGACAAAUCAGAUGCUUCGGGAAAUGCAAACCCACAAUUGUAUAUACAGACUGUUACAAGUUACCAGAGUAUUGAUGGACAAUCGAAGAUGCGAGUUACCACCAUUACUAGAAGAUGGUUAGAGACUUCCAUUCUCUCAGAGGAAUUAGUACAAGGUUUCGAUCAAGAAGCCGCUGCUGUGGUAAUGGCUAGAUUAACUUCGUAUAAGAUGGAGUCGGAGGAAACAUUCGAUGCAACAAGGUGGCUAGAUAGAAAUCUCAUUCGUCUGUGUUCUAAAUUCGGUGACUAUAGAAAAGACGAUCCAACCUCGUUCGCCCUAAACCCUAGUUUUUCGUUGUUUCCUCAGUUUAUGUUCAAUCUUAGGCGAUCACAAUUUGUGCAGGUGUUCAAUAAUAGUCCAGAUGAGACUGCUUAUUUUCGCAUGAUGCUUAACCGGGAGAGUAUAACAAAUGCGGCUGUCAUGAUUCAACCUUCGUUAAUAUCGUAUUCAUUUAAUUCACUACCGUCACCAGCAUUGCUUGAUGUGGCAUCCAUUUCAGCUGAUAGAAUCCUUUUAUUAGAUUCAUACUUCAGUGUAGUUAUAUUCCAUGGAAUGACAAUAGCUCAGUGGAGGAACAUGGGUUACCAGAAUCAGCCCGAACACCAGGCGUUUGCACAGUUGUUGCAAGCUCCACACGACGACGCCGAGUUGAUAAUACGCGAUCGGUUUCCCGUCCCAAGAUUGGUGGUGUGUGAUCAACACGGUUCUCAGGCACGGUUCUUGUUGGCCAAGUUGAAUCCUUCGGCAACCUACAAUAAUGAAGGUGCCGCUGGAAUGGAUGUUAUUUUCACCGAUGACGUGAACCUUCAAGUAUUUUUCGAGCAUCUACAGAGGCUCGCAGUUCAAUCUUCUUAAAAUGUUGGCAUUUUAUACCGAAAUUUAUACCCAAAAAAUGUGUUUUCCAUGGAUAAGAAGGAUAGAAGCAAGAUGUGUGAUGAUUCUUUAAAAGUCCCAUUUGAAAUCUUGAAAAAAAUAAUGAGCAUAUGGGUUUUAUAUGUUUAAUCUUAGCGUAUCCAGAUUAGGCAGCAAGAGUAGCAGGUGUUCUUACGUUUAACGGUUUUGUAAGUUACGAUAGGGAUUAUGUCGAUUGAUUGUGUAUUCGAAUUUAUGAGGUUAUAUGAGAGUUAGGAGCUCGAAAAUGCAAGAAAACUUCGGGUUCGACUCGUUUUUACUGGUUUUUGUUAUGCAAAUGUACACUUGAAUCCUAAUUUUCAAUCUCAUGUGUACCUUUCUUUCUUGUA